Molecule: messenger RNA, 652 nt
Organism: Cannabis sativa
Lineage: Eukaryota; Viridiplantae; Streptophyta; Magnoliopsida; Rosales; Cannabaceae
Exons: 1
Coding region: 1-375 (124 amino acids)
Source: RefSeq, a predicted model, not a curated record
AUGGCGACCAAUAUUCUCCACUUUCGGCCCUCAAUCAUAGUAGCUCGCGCCUUCCCUGACUCCAACUCCGAUCAGGCUCGUCGCAAAACAGCUUCUGCGAAUUGGUGGACCCCGCUCUUUGACUUGUCAUCGGAGCCGGACUACAUUGACACCGGCGCUGGAACAGAACGCAAGGACAAAACUGAGUUCAGAUCUGAGUCAGUUUCCGAGUCAAAGAUUCUGAGAUCUAAGUUCGCUCCCGGCUGCUUCACGGAGGACAAAGCGAAGAGACUUCGGAUGCUUACAAAGGAAUCGGAGUCGUUUCAUGACGUUAUGUAUCACUCCGCCAUCGCCUCAAGGCUCGCCUCAGAUUUCAAUAAAGUUUCCGAUCCGUGAGUUCCAUUCCAAUCCAACCCCGGCGAAGCCAAGUUGACUAGCCUGGGAGUCUGAGUAGAAAAAUCAAAACAAGAAAGCCCAGAAAGUUCCUUUAUUAGUUCAUUUUGUAUAUUUUUUUUUUCUUUUCCACAAAAUAUUAGGGUUAAAAUGACAUAAUCAUAUAUUAGAGUGGUUUAAAGUGACGUAUAUGAUCGAGAAUGUAAAUAUUAUCAUUAAUGUUUGCUAUUGAUAUGAAUGUUUACCAAACCUUCACAAUGAAUUGAAUAGUUAGAUGAAA